AUGGCGACGCCCAGAUCAAGCUCAGGCUCCGCUCGAGGGGAAGACGCCGAGCCGAGCCCAGCUGGCAAGGCCCUCCUCCUCGACCCCACCACCGCCGCCGCCGCAUCCUACUACCUCUCAGACUCAUCCCACCAGCCAUCGAUGUCCUCGUCCCUCGACCAGCAGCCCACAGCCGACCCCACACCCACAACAACCACAGCCACAACCCCGCUCAGCCCAGUCUCGCCCAGCGGCCCCGGGAACGGAACCAUCACCGAGCCAGCCAAGCCCAAGAAAGACCGCAGAGAGACAACGAUCAAGAGCGUCUUUGGCGGAUUCGUCAGCUCCGUCAACGAUCUGCUGUCCAACCAGAAAAAAGUCGAGGUCUCCGCACCCUACGACCCAGUCCAUCUCACCCAUGUCGGAUUCAACUCGAACACGGGUGAGUUCACAGGCUUGCCCAAGGAGUGGCAGAUCAGACUCCAGGAAUCAGGCAUCUCCCGCCAGGAACAGGAAGCCCAUCCCCAGGCCGUCAAGGACAUCGUCGCCUUCUACCAGGAUGCCACCAAGAUCGAUGGCGAGCUGCAGUUCGACGACGUCUGGCAAAAGUUCGGCCACAUCGCUGAGCCCGAGCCACUCAAGGACCCCUCGGCCGUCGUCUUCGAGAACCCGCGAUCCGCCCCACCUCCUCCAUCUUCCCGUCCCGCCAUCGCCUCUCGCUCUCAAACCACCCUCCCAUCGACCAGCCCCAAUGCCAUCCCUCCAUCGAGCUCGAUGAGCAGACGGCCCUCCGAAGCCACCCCUCCCGUCUCGUCGCCCGUCCAGCUCACCAGCUCCAAAUCCUUUGCCGGCCGCCCCUCGAAAUCCAAAGCACGCCCAAACUCACUAGACGCCCCCUCCAUCCACGCCCUCCAGACCGACGAGCCCAACACACAUUCGAGCCAGCAGCAGCACCACCACCACCACCACCAGCAGCAGCAGCAGCAGCCCCCACUCGAUCGCUCGAAAUCCUACCGAAGUACGACCAACCCCCACUCCAAAUCAUCCUCCCACCACCACCACCAACAACACCCUCAUCCUAACAACUGGUCCAUCCAACCCAGUCCCGCCAAACUCAACAACACCCUCGCAAAAGGUAUACCGAUACCCAUCCCCCAGAGACCCGCCCCCCCUAAACCAUCCAGCUCAUCCAAACUAGCCAAGUCCAGCUCGGUCAAAGUCUCAGCCUCCUCCUCCUCCGCCUCCUCCUCCCCUCACCAGGUGCCCUCAUCGGUCCCUCGGAAACGCGAACAGAAAUCUUCCAAAGUCUCCGAUCAGGAAAUCGUCGCCCGGCUCAAGGCCAUCUGUACCGAUGCCGACCCUACCAAACUCUACCGAAACCUCGUCAAGAUCGGCCAAGGUGCAUCCGGAGGCGUCUACACGGCAUAUCAGGUCGGAACAAACUCACUAGUGGCGAUCAAGCAGAUGAAUCUAGAGCAACAGCCGAAGAAGGACCUCAUCAUCAACGAGAUCGUCGUCAUGAAGUCGUCCACCCACCCGAACAUCGUCAACUUCAUCGACUCCUUCCUGCUCAAGGGCGACCUCUGGGUGGUCAUGGAGUACAUGGAGGGGGGCUCGCUCACCGACGUGGUCACCUGCAACAUCAUGACCGAGGGCCAGAUCGCCGCCGUCUCCAAGGAGGUCCUCCACGGCCUCUAUCAUCUCCACUCCCACGGGGUCAUCCAUCGGGACAUCAAGUCCGACAACGUCCUCCUCUCUCUCCAGGGGGACGUCAAGCUGACCGACUUCGGCUUCUGCGCCCAGAUCAACGAGGGUCAUGCUAAGCGGACCACCAUGGUCGGCACGCCUUAUUGGAUGGCCCCCGAGGUCGUCACGCGCAAGGAGUACGGGCCGAAGGUGGACAUCUGGUCCUUAGGGAUCAUGUGUAUCGAGAUGGUUGAGGGCGAGCCGCCAUACCUGGCCGACAACCCGCUCAGGGCGCUUUAUCUGAUCGCGACCAACGGGACUCCCAAGCUGGAUAAAACCAAGUACUCGAGCCUGUUGCUCGACUUCCUCAGCUUCGCCUUGGAGGUCCAGGUGGACCGGCGCCCGGACUCGGUCGGCCUGCUGAACCAUAAAUUCAUCAUCCAUCACUGCGCCUCCGCCUCCAACAAAAACUCCAAGCUCGAUCAUCUGAGGUCUCUUGGCCCUCUCAUCAAGGCCGCCAGACAACAAGCCAAAGGAAAAUAA
This is a messenger RNA of Puccinia triticina, 2208 nucleotides long. RefSeq lists its product as uncharacterized. The transcript is spliced from 7 exons. Lineage: Eukaryota; Fungi; Basidiomycota; Pucciniomycetes; Pucciniales; Pucciniaceae. Gene Ontology annotation, biological process: intracellular signal transduction; protein phosphorylation; regulation of MAPK cascade. Gene Ontology annotation, cellular component: cytoplasm. The record is from RefSeq and is a predicted model, not a curated record. Gene Ontology annotation, molecular function: protein serine/threonine kinase activity; ATP binding. Bases 1 to 2208 code for a protein of 735 amino acids.